AUGCAAGUGCCCUGGAAUCCAGAACCCAUCCUGGAGCCUGCACAAUCAAUCCAUGGUAAAGCUCAUGUCUUCUGGAUUGCCAUCUGUCUAGGGCACAAGUGGGUCCUGAGAGGCAUCAAUGCCUCAGUGCCCACCAAAGGACUGCUAGGACUAAUUGUCUUGGCAAACUUGUGGCCAGCCAAACCUUCCAUGCUUCACAUCCCUGUUAUCCUUGGUCACCACCCAAGAUCAGCUAACAGAAGAGGUGAAAUGUGGUCUAAAAGACCUUCUGACAAAGAAGUGCCUCCUCAGAAUCCCCCCAAGGAUGAGUCUGGCCCGAGGAGGACAAGAGAUGAUCCUCCUAUAAGCUGGCAGGGAAGGCAGUCUCCAAAACGAAGCAGACCAUAUUCUUCCCGUCCAUCUCAGCAUAGAAAGCCUGAGCAUGCUCAUGCCUCCUACAGAUGGCACAGUGAAGGAAAGCCAGAAGUUAAAGAGAAACCAGGUCAGUCUUUGAAAGCAUCAAGAAACGAGAACCCCUCACGUUCAUCUGCAAUCUGGGUGUAACAUUCAUCGAAGAUGUUAGACAAACCCAGCAGACUCACUGAAGAACUUAAAACUACAUCCAAGCAGACUGUGGAAAAACCAGAAACGUCAGAUGACAAUGAUUUACCUAAAGUUUCUGAGUUUGAGAUUGGAUUCAUGGACCAACCAGAAGAAUCUAAGUCAAAAAGAACCGUUGGCAUAGAAUUAGUUGGUGACUACCAAAUAACAAAUUGCCUUAAAGCCACAGCAUCAAAAACCGAGGAAACUGAACAGGCAUACUACCAGGACUGUGAAACGUUCGAGAUGGUGGUGAAAAUGCUGAUUGGAAAAGAUCCUUCAUUAGAAAAGCCCAUUCAGUUUGUGCUUAAGCAGAAUUUACAUGAAGUAAGUGAGCGUUGUGUUAUAGAACUCAAGCAUUUCAUUGCAGAGUACGAUGCUUCUACUCAAGUCUUCAGAGAAUCUUCUUAA
Molecule: messenger RNA, 990 nt
Organism: Nannospalax galili (Upper Galilee mountains blind mole rat)
Lineage: Eukaryota; Metazoa; Chordata; Mammalia; Rodentia; Spalacidae
Product: periphilin-1-like
Exons: 3
Biological process (GO): negative regulation of gene expression, epigenetic; protein localization to heterochromatin; negative regulation of DNA-templated transcription
Cellular component (GO): nucleoplasm
Source: RefSeq, a predicted model, not a curated record